Messenger RNA from Salmo salar (Atlantic salmon), 3833 nucleotides. Its product is annotated as kinesin-like protein KIF20A. NCBI's taxonomy places the organism in Eukaryota, Metazoa, Chordata, Actinopteri, Salmoniformes, Salmonidae. Gene Ontology annotation, cellular component: spindle microtubule; mitotic spindle; nucleus. The record is from RefSeq and is a predicted model, not a curated record. Gene Ontology annotation, biological process: microtubule-based movement; spindle elongation; mitotic spindle assembly. Gene Ontology annotation, molecular function: microtubule binding; plus-end-directed microtubule motor activity; ATP binding.
UGGGUUGGUAAUUAGUCAUUGGUUGUGUUCCUUUUCCUACCAGUAAUAGUGCUAAAUAUUUCGCCACAGGGUCUAAGUUCAACUAAACAUUGUGGAAUUUAUUUUAGGUGAGAAUGGGAGGUACCAGGUGUACAAGUACAUCUCAUUAGUUACGUGGCCUAGUUGAGAAAAUAGGAUAGUAUGCCAGCUGUGGAGUUGCUUUCACCUUUGCUUUCAACACUUGUCUAACCAGAAAAGGCAUUUUGAGCUGGUUUAACCUGGGUGCCACCUAGUGGCUGGAUUAAGUCUCAUGUUAGAGACAAGGCAUGCCUUGUAUAGUCAAUAUAGCGCAAACGACAUGAUGGAUUUGUAGCCCCCACCCUAGACUCAUGUCUGAAAGGCAUGGAUAGGUGUAUACAAUAUUGCUGACAUUCUACAUAGCCUAUCAGAGGGCAAGGUGGAACUAUAACGGAUUUUGACAAAAUUCUAAAUCUGGUUUUCAGAGAUACAAUUAACUCAAUCUAGCUUCCUUUUCGGCUGAUAACUGGGUGUGAAGUCCGCUCAGGCAUUUUCUUUUACGCCAGCUACAUUAGGUUAGCUUAAACCAAGCCAAUCCUUUAAAGCCCCCAGUGUACUCUAAAUCCUGUUUUUCAUGUGUCAUAUUGUACAACAUCUGAUUGAAUGAACAAAGUGUAAAAAAAAAUACAAGCGCUGGUUGAAAAUAACAUAUAGACAGAACCUUCUCGGCAGGUUUGAAUGGGUGGGAAUUUCGUUUUGUCUAAUGACAUCACCAAUUGGGGAAUGGACCUAUAACUAGUAGGUAGGGGCCAAUUUGAGAUUGUGCAAACCUUCUGAAAAGGGAUUGGUUAACCCAGGAUUCCACCUGUUCUCAAUUAAGUAGUGAUUUUAACCUGGAGUUGUUUGGUCUUCUGUGAAGUUUGUAUGCUUACUGAUAUUGUAAAUUCUGAUUGCAGGUUAUCUUGUGUUUAGGUUCAUAUACAACACUUUUAUUUUUUAUCAACAUUUGUUGGAGAGCAUUUUUCCUGACUCGUAAACAGUCAAUCUAUUUCAUUCAACACUAUGGCUUCCUCCUGCCACAUGACAACAAUCAUUGAUUUGACCCAUGAUGGCACAGUACUUGAUGCAAUGGAAUCUACAUGCAAUGAUCUCCAUGCAUGUAAUCCCCAUCGAGAUGUGCUCUCAGAACUCUCCUCUAUUGCUUCCAUGCAGAGUGAGGUGUUGGACACCGCAGAACAGCAGCAGCAGAAACACCAGCAGUUGAGGGUCUACCUAAGGGUGAGGCCCUUUUCCAAGGAUGAGAUCUCCAGCAAUGAGGACCAGGGUUGUGUGGUUCUUGAAAAUGCCAGGACCGUUAUGCUGCAUGCGCCCAAAGGCUCUGCUACCAUGAAGAGCAGUGAGAAGGGUGUUGGCCAGGCGAUACACACAUUCUCAUUCUCUCAGAUCUUUGGGCCCGAGACGAAGCAGGCAGAUCUCUUCGAAGGCACCAUCAAAAGCCAAGUUCACGAUUAUCUGGAGGGGAAGAAUGCUCUAGUCUUCAGUUAUGGUGUGACCAAUGCAGGCAAGACCCACACAAUUCAAGGAUCCCAGAAAGACCCUGGUAUUCUCCCCCAGGCGUUGGAUGUCAUCUUCAGACACAUCAAAGGGAGACAGUAUGAGAAAAUGGAUCUGAAGCCGUACCUCGGUAGCGACGCUCAGUACCUAGGGCCUGACCAGGUCCAACAGGAACGAAACACCAAAGCAGCUAUAUUUGCUCUACUCAAAGAGGAAAAUGAACUCCCACGCGUCAGUCGAGUUUCAUCCCACUCGUCCUCUACUGGAAGCCUCUCCUUCUCAGUCUCCUACGAUAACACAGUUGAGUUUGUGGCUGCGUCUGGCGAUCGGGACCGGAGCCAGUUCGCCCUGUGGGUGUCCUUCUACGAGAUCUACAACGAGAGCGUGUAUGACCUGCUGCAGGCGUCGCCCACCUCCAAGACAAAGAGACGCACGGCCCUCCGCGUGUGUGAGGACAGUGUGGGAAACUCGUAUGUCAGAGAUCUAAAGUGGAUCAAUGUUCACAACUCCGAGGAGGCAUGCAAAAUUCUCAGAGUUGGAAAUAAAAACCGAAGUGCUGCUUCCACUAAGAUGAACCAUUCAUCAAGCAGAAGCCACAGCAUAUUUACCAUCAAAUUACUGAGAAUUGAUGGAACUGAGGUUCAGACGAUGUCAGAACUCUCUCUGUGUGACCUGGCUGGCUCGGAAAGAUGCGGAAGAACUAAGACAUUUGGGGAGAGGCUGAAGGAAGCAGGGAACAUCAACAACUCUCUGCUCAUCCUGGGGAAAUGCAUCGCUGCCCUGCGCAGCAAUCAGAGUGACAGGAUGAAAAACGGCUAUAUUCCCUUCAGGGAGAGCAAACUGACCCGUAUCUUCCAGUCCAUCUUCUGUGGGAAGGGCCGAGCCUCAAUGAUUGUGAACAUCAAUCAGUGUGCAUCCACAUAUGACGAAACUCUCCAUGUCAUGAAAUUUUCUGCCAUCGCAAAGCAGGUGGUCCAGCUGAUCCCAACAAAGUGUCUAGAGUCUCUGACCCCGCGGCUGGUGGGGCGCGAUGGGAAGCCUCUACUGAAGAACGGGGUCAUCGACGACCAGGCUCUAGAGAACUACCUGUCUGAAGAAGAGCUGCUGGAUGAGGAUGAAGCAGACAUGUCCAUUUUACCUCAGGAGGAUCUCAUGAAUGUGAUCGAGAAUCUCAGGACCAAGCUCCUGGCUGAGCGACGGAAGAACUUGGUCCAGGAGAUUGACAUCCGCAAGGAGAUGGGAGAUGCCAUGCUGCAGCAACUCAUGGAAAGCGAAGAACUCAGGAAUUGUCAGGUGGCUGAGCUGAAGGAGAGUUACCAGGAGAAGCUGGAGAACACAUUUGAGAUGUACAAGGAUGCCCUAAAGGACCAUGCCUACCAGCGAGCGCUGGAGCGCGUAGAGGAUGAUUACGUACCCCUUGAGGAGUUCAUCGCUGAGCAGGAGAAAGUAGAGGCACUAGAACAGAAGCUGUCAGGUUCCACAGUGGGUUCAUCUAUGGUUCCAACCAAAGAGAACUCGAGCCAGACAGAGAGCGUCUCACAACCACCACCUGUGGCUAUGCAGGAAGGGUUAACGGUCUCAGCAGGGGACGUCCUCACAGCUGUUUCCAAAGACGCAGAGCAACGCAAACUCCUUUUGAAAGAGAGUGCGAUGGAGAAACUCGGUGAGCAGAAAGAGCUGAUUGUGUCUUUGCAAAAAAGGAUUGCUGUUCUGAAUGAUGCACUACAUGAGGCCGGAGAGCGCUUCUUUGAAAAAACGUCAGAAAUAGAAACUUUACAUAAGAAGCUAGCUGACCAGGCACAUGAUCUGGAGAGUAUAGGUAAGGGCAGUCUGGAGAAGGACAAAGAACUAGCGUUGUUAAAAGAAGAGCUGGCCAAGCUAUCCCAGCAGUCCCCUGUCCAGUCCAAGCCCAAGCGGGGUUUCAUGGCCAACAUUAGGGAAUCUGUGACAUCGCCACGAACAAGCACCAUUGCCAGGACACUGAGGAAAUCUGUCCGGACCACACCCUUGCUGAAAAGGCCCUUCCACUAACUACAGUCCUCCCCCGUUUUUAAAAAUGUUUAGGGCUCUUUUCAAUCUGUCUCGCUGAAGUGUUACAGAUUGCGUGAAAUAAAAUGAUUUCCAAUUGCUUUGACAUGCAGUGUUUACAGUGAAUGCGGUCUCUGCAAUUUGGGAACAUUUCCAUUUCAAUCACAAUUUAAUGCUGAACUUCAGCGAUGUGGAUUGAAUAGAGCCCUUCAGUUUUUUUUUGUUCUAACUCUUAAAUAAAAUUCUACUGAAUA